Molecule: messenger RNA, 336 nt
Organism: Cladophialophora yegresii CBS 114405
Lineage: Eukaryota; Fungi; Ascomycota; Eurotiomycetes; Chaetothyriales; Herpotrichiellaceae
Exons: 2
Coding region: 1-336 (111 amino acids)
Biological process (GO): mitochondrial electron transport, ubiquinol to cytochrome c
Source: RefSeq, a predicted model, not a curated record
AUGAUUCCUACACGAGCCCUGAGAUUACCCGCCUUCGAAACCGGCUAUGGCUCCGGCCGGACGCCCCUACGCGUGUACAAACCGCAGCCAACGUACGAAACUUAUGUUUCACCCUACGGACCAAAAACGAGACACAUCCCCAACUUCAUGGGCUUAACUCCCGGCAAAGCUCUACGACUGGGGUACAUUGCCUCAGGCUUCGGUGUCGCCGCGGGCGUCUUUGCAGUCUUCUUCUUUGGCGAAGUGCCCCGUGUCAGGGAAGACAUUCUAUCGAAAUUGCCCGUGAUUGGAAGCUAUUGGGUCAGAGAGGUGCCGCCGGAGGACAACCCGUUCUAA